This is a messenger RNA of Corylus avellana, 1575 nucleotides long. Its product is annotated as mogroside I-E synthase-like. Gene Ontology annotation, molecular function: quercetin 3-O-glucosyltransferase activity; quercetin 7-O-glucosyltransferase activity. NCBI's taxonomy places the organism in Eukaryota, Viridiplantae, Streptophyta, Magnoliopsida, Fagales, Betulaceae. The record is from RefSeq and is a predicted model, not a curated record.
CUAGCCUCACUACAAUUGAACCCAUAAAGAACAUCAGCCACAGAGAGAUCAGAGAGAUCGAGAGAGAGAGAAAUGGAGAGGAAAACUCAUAUUCUAGUACUUCCCUACCCCAUUCCAGGACACAUAAACCCAAUGCUCCAAUUCUCAAAGCGCCUGGCCUCAAAGGGUGCAAGAGUCACAUUAAUCACUACCACCUCUGUUAGCAAGUCCAUGGAAGCCCUGCAAGAGAGCUCUGUCCACUUUGAGACCAUCUCCGACGGCUCGGAGGAAAGCGGGAAGCUGGAAAUUGUCGACGCACGACUCGAGCAUUUCAGCUCAGUAGUGUCACAAAGCUUAGCAGAGCUGAUUGAGAGACAAAACAGCUCCCAACACCCACCAAAACUUGUCGUGUAUGACUCAGCCAUGCCAUGGGCUCUAGACGUAGCAAGGCAACUUGGCGUUGAUGGAGCUCCAUUUUUCACUCAGUCUUGUGCAGUUAAUGUAAUUUAUCAUCAUGCUCAUCAAGGAACCAUACAAAUACCCUUGCAGACGCCUUCAGUAUCCUUACCCUCCAUGCCAUCACUAGGGUUUAAUGAUGUGCCUUCGUUUUUCAAUGAUACAGCCUCCUCCUAUCCUGCUCUCUUCAAAAUUUUAAUCAAUCAAUUCUCAAAUUUCCACAAAGCCAAUUGGAUCUUCUGCAACACUUUCGACAAGUUGGAACAAGAGGUGGUGAAUUGGAUGGCAAGCCAAUGGCCAAUUAAAACAAUUGGACCGACUAUUCCAUCAAUGUUCUUAGACAAGCGGUUGGAGGAUGACAAAGAGUAUGAUCUCAACCUCUUCAAGCCUAAUGCAGAUGUUUGCAUGAAGUGGCUAGACACGAAGGAAAUUGGAUCUGUCGUUUAUGCAUCAUUUGGAAGCUUGGCAGCCCUAGGAGAAGAGCAGAUGGAGGAGUUAGCAUGGGGCCUGAAGAAUAGCAAUUGCUACUUCUUAUGGGUAGUUAGAAAAUCUGAAGAGAACAAGCUUCCCAAUAAUUUUUUACAGGAAACAGCAGAGAAGGGGUUGGUUGUGACUUGGUGCCCUCAACUAGAUGUAUUAGCACACAAGGCAAUUGGGUGCUUCAUGACUCACUGUGGAUGGAACUCGACACUUGAGGCACUGAGCUUGGGAGUGCCAAUGGUUGCGAUGCCACAAUGGACGGAUCAACCAACUAAUGCCAAAUUCAUUGUGGAUGUUUGGAAGGUAGGGGUUAGGAUUAAACUGGAUGAAAAAGGCAUUGUGACCAAAGAAGAAAUAGAGCUGUGUAUAAGGAAAGUAAUGGAGGGGGAGGAAGGGAAAGAGAUGAAAAAAAAUUCAAUGAGAUGGAAGGAAUUGGCUAUAGAAGCUGUAGACGAACGUGGAAGCUCAGAUAAAAAUAUAGAGGAGUUUUUAGCAAAACUUGCACACACGCAAUGUUAAUGUAGACAGUUGCUCUACAUUUCAAUAAUGUAUGAUUUUACUAUUUUAUUUCAUGCACACUCCUGAUGCCAAUGUAAGCAGAAGCUCUAUAUUUGAAUAAUGGUCGAGAAAAUGUAUGAUUUUACUAUAAUUUUAAUGGUU